Messenger RNA from Haemonchus placei, 552 nucleotides. The record is from the annotation of a GenBank genome assembly. NCBI's taxonomy places the organism in Eukaryota, Metazoa, Nematoda, Chromadorea, Rhabditida, Trichostrongylidae.
UUGGUUACAACCCCUAUUAUUGAUUUAUUAAUCAACAAAUAUUCAUUUAUAGACGGCGUGUUCGGACAGUGCUACUCGCCAAGUAGCGGGGCGCCUAAGCCUACAGUAAUAGAUCAUCUAGAUGACACACAAUUGGAAUUACUACGUUUAGAACUUACCAGAUUAGCAAAACAAGGCCUUGAAUGGCCAGAUCAACGUGCACAAUGUGUGCUUUCAUACUUCAAACUUUCAAUGUACUAUGGUCUACAGUACGAUCCGGAUUUCUGCCAAUUGAUCGAAAUGGGUUUGAACGAAGAUCCCACGGCAUUGGAAUCCGAGGCAGAUGAAGUUCCUGUAAUCGCCGAAGACGUGGACGUAGCUGAUGAUAGCAAUAGGAUUGUAAGUGAUUUUUCGAAUAAUCUAUCGUUUUCUUUACUAACACGGCUACAUAAGGCAUUAUUUAUUUAUUCAUUUGUUUAUGGACGACGCUGUAGAAGGCAAACGUGGGAGUCAAUUAUUAUGGUCUUUGGAAGUCUGACCGAUCAGGGACCUUACAGUAUCAACUUAUUAUAA